This is a messenger RNA of Chelmon rostratus (copperband butterflyfish), 3961 nucleotides long. RefSeq names its product carcinoembryonic antigen-related cell adhesion molecule 5. Lineage: Eukaryota; Metazoa; Chordata; Actinopteri; Chaetodontiformes; Chaetodontidae. Gene Ontology annotation, molecular function: transmembrane signaling receptor activity. The coding region runs from base 70 to 3348 and encodes 1092 amino acids. The transcript is spliced from 19 exons. Gene Ontology annotation, biological process: cell surface receptor signaling pathway. The record is from RefSeq and is a predicted model, not a curated record.
CUGAACUUCACAACAUUGCAGAUGACUCACUUCAGCAGCUAAGCCUCUUCAUGUGCCGCUCAGUGGAAAAUGUGGCUUAUCAAGGUCUUCGCCAUAUAUCUCACCGCUGUUUGUGCGGAUGAGGAUCUUGAAGAUGUCACCUUCGUCCCAGAUGUUGCUCCAACUAAAUCUCGGUUAAUGUCAACAGUGAUCCCAGCUGUCUACGAGCCUCCCGUCCCAACGCUGCAGCUACAGUCAGACUGGUUGGAUGUGUUCCCUUCUGAGAAAGUGGAGUUCAAGUGCAGCGUUGCCGGCAGCUCUGACUGGACCCUCACCUGGUUCAGAAAUGCAGAGGAAGUACAAGAUUCAGAUCCAAAUGUGUCUCUGCCUGCAGACCGAUCAGCGCUUACAAUUACUGCAGCAGCACAAACAUAUUCUGGACUCUAUUCCUGUAAAGGUCGGCACAAAACAAAGGGCGUUACCACAGCAGCUAGUAACUCACUCGAACUCACAGUUAAUGCAAAAAGGCCCAAGCCCACUCAGGACCGAAGUUUGAAGUUCGACAAGCUGUUCCCCGGAGAGUCUGUCACCUUCACGUGCAGGGUCACUGAAUCCUCUGGAUGGGAAUAUCUGUGGUACCAUAAUGGAAGUGAAAUUCAAGCAGCUAAUAGUGAUACUUAUACCAUAAAUUCUAUAGAUCAUCCCAACAGUGGACAGUAUCACUGCAAAGCCAAGAGAGGCAAAGGCCCAUUCUACACAGAGGAGAGUGAAAAAACAACGCUGAAGGUCUCUGACCCGCCUAAACCAUCCCUGAGGCUGCUAACUCCCUGGACGGAUGUGUUUGAAGAUGAGACAGUGGGGUUCAGAUGUGAAAUCGACAGCUCUGAUUGGAUGUUCACCUGGUACAGAAAUAGAGUGCAGAUCCAGGAUGACUCAGUCUUCAGCCUGGAUGAAUGGGAGCCAUCGCUCAACAUCACCUCCAUCAAUCAAGCCUUUCAGGGAGGCUACGCCUGCAAAGUUCACCUUCAAUCCAGGGUCAGCUCUGGAUUCAGCAACACAGUCGAUGUCACAGUUUAUAAAAACAAACCAAAACCAACACUGAGCAAGAACCCUGGUUUUAACCCCAUGUAUGUUGGAGAAACAGUCAACUUCACUUGCAAUGUUGACGUGUCCACGGGCUGGGAGUAUCAGUGGCACAAAGAUGGAAGGUAUCUCCCUGAAACCAACAAAACCAUCAGCAUCCAUCUUAAUCCUUCCAGUGGGGGGAAAUACUCCUGCGAGGCCUCCAGGAGUGAAACAACAGGAACAGACGUCAGUGAGAAAAUAACACAAGAGGUUCUCGAAAUUCCUGCUCCCUCUGUGAAGCAGCUACAACCAUGGUUGGAUGUGUUCCCCGGUGAGAGUGUGAAGUUGAGCUGCGGGAUGGACGGUGGCUCUGACUGGAUUUAUACAUGGAGCAAAGAUGGACGGUUGGUCCAGGCUGAUAAUGGUGUGUCCUUUGACUCGAAUGGAGCUACUCUCUCCAUCAGCUCUGCUUCAGCUGCGCAUGCAGGACAAUAUAACUGCAAGGGACACCUGAGGGACAGGUCUGUCAGCAGAAGCUCUAACUCUGGACUUACUCUCACAGUAUAUGAUGAGACGCCCAGUAUCACACUGAUGCAGGAUCCGGACUACCAGUUGAUGUUUCCUGGGGAGUCAGUCUCCUUUAGCUGCCACAUUAAUGUCUCCACUGGAUGGGAGUACCUGUGGUACAAAGAUAACAAUUUACUUAACUCUGGAAACAAGUUUACAAUCAGCCAUGUUAGAACAACAGAUCGAGGAUUGUACAAAUGCGAAGCAAAAAGAGGAAAAGAAGUUUUCUUCAACACUAGCAAGGCUGUACGCCUUGAAGUUGAAAAAAAGAAGCCCAAGCCCUCGAUGACUCAACGGCCAGAAGUUGACAAGGUGUACGCUGGAGAGUCGCUGUCCUUCAAAUGUAACGUUGAACUCUCGUCCGGUUGGAAGUAUCUCUGGUACAAAGAUGGAACAGAGCUCCGUAUCAUCAGCAACAGUUUGAACAUCCAAAAUGCCAGUUCAUCGGACAGCGGGUUGUAUGAGUGCAUGGCCAUAAGAAACAACCAGAUGUACAGUACAGAGCGCAGCAGUGGACAAAACUUGCGCAUAUCUGAAAUCCCUGUUCCCUCUUUGACGAGACAAACGCCGUGGUUGGAUGUGUUCCCCACUGAGAGUGUGAAGUUGAGCUGCGGGAUGGACGGCAGCUCUGACUGGCAAUAUAAAUGGCGCAAAGAUGGACAGGUGGUCCAGGCUGAUAAUACUGUGUCUUUUGACUCAGAUAGAACCGUUCUGUCCAUCAGCUCCGCUUCAGCCUCGCACCGUGGACGAUACAGCUGCUCAGGAAAACUCAAGAGCAGGUCUGUCAGCAGCAACUUCAGUUCUGGAUUAACACUUCAUGUUUAUGAUUCAAAACCCAGAGUCAUACUGACGCAGAGUCCCAGUCACAGUGUGAUGCACACUGGAGAUGGAGUCUCAUUUAGCUGCCACAUUAACGUCUCUUCUGGAUGGGAGUACCUGUGGUACAAAGAUGGCAGUCUGCUCACCGAAUCUGGAAAAAAUUAUACCAUCACUUCUGUUAGGACAAAAAACACCGGAUCAUAUAAAUGCCAAACUAAAAGAGGAAGCCAUGCGGUCCUCCACUCAGACCAGAGUCAAGUAGUGAGACUUGACGUACAAGAGCGCCCACAGGCUUCUAUAAUCCUGCUGACUGGUUGGUCAGAGGUCUUCUCCACGGACAGCCUGGUGCUCAAGUGUGGGGUGCAGGAAAGUCAGGACACUUGGAACUACACAUGGUUCAAAGAGGACCAACCGAUCAAUAUGCUGCCCUCUGAGAAAUAUACAGUCACACCCCAGAACGACCCUGAGCAGAGCCAGUACACCUGUCGAGGCAUUCGCACCGGGAGACCAUCUUAUUCAAAAAACAGUGAAAAACUCAAGACCAAGAAUCUUCUUGUGAAGAGGAGGGUGCUCCUUUCCAUCUCUGGCUUAAUCUUCUUUGGCAUCAUCGGUGUCUUCCUGGCAUGCAUUGUCCUCAGACUCGUCCGCAAACCAGUUGUUGAUGAAUAUAAGCCGGAAGAGACAGACUUGUUUCUCACCAUGUCUCAGCUGAAGGAGCGUGAUGAUGCACCCUGUCCACUGGUUCAAUACAUCACUGAUGCAGCACUGAAUUCUUCAUCUAAAGAAGUGAACGAGAACGGCACGGUUUGCAGUGAAACAACACCAUUACCAAUCGCCUCGGAGGAGGACCAAGCUGUGACAGCUGAGAGCCAUGACGCAACCGAAAACAAUGGCGGCCUGGUUUCCUUUCAACAAUGAGUGACUGAAGCUCUAUUUGUAUCAUUUUAGUUUCAGGCCGAAAAUGCAAAUAGUGGCAUGAGAAAGGUCAAGCUGUGUCCAUCAUAACAGAUUCAAGACUCAUCAGCUCUACAUAGUCAAACUUUCAGCCUCAGCUGGGCUUUGACCUGAACGCUAAUGCUCUCACGUUCACUAUGUUAGCAUUAGUCUUAAACAGGGAAUGAAAUUAGCAUCUGCCACCUGCCAAAUUCAGGCUUUUUAUAUUAAUAAAUAUUAUUUUCAAAAAGUAAUUAUUAAGGUAAGAAUAGCCAGCUGCCUAACACUGCCAUAGAAAUGUGUACAGAUUUGAUUUGCACUGCACAAUACUGUUGGGGAUUGUACAUAUAUUGACGCAUACAUGUGUAAUAUGUUUAUGAAGAUCUGUGCAAAGUUUUUCAAUUCUCAGAACAAACACCAGAUGUCAGUAGAUAGCAAAGCUUAUUUAAUGUGUUUAAAUAGCUCAGCAAUGACUGUUAAAGGCAACCACUUGGAUAUUGUAUGAUAUAUUUAUCUACAGGAAGUGAUGCUGCUGAAAUGCCAUUCGAGCAUUUUGUGUCUCCUUAUGAAAUUGUCAAAAUAAAAAAUACAAAAUGUU